This is a messenger RNA of Dreissena polymorpha, 3518 nucleotides long. RefSeq lists its product as uncharacterized. The record is from RefSeq and is a predicted model, not a curated record. Lineage: Eukaryota; Metazoa; Mollusca; Bivalvia; Myida; Dreissenidae. The transcript has 4 exons. Bases 1193 to 1582 code for a protein of 129 amino acids.
CCAAACGUCUCUACCCGCUUCGGGAGUUAAAACAAACCAUAGAGGAUAAAUGAUAUGUGGUCCUUGGAUGGAGACGUUUUCUACUGUACUGUACUGUGGUCGUAUAUUUUAGCUUAAUUGAAACAUUCAACGCUAGUUUAUCUUUGAAAACGUGUUAGAAUGAAUGUAAAGUUGUCUUGAUAAAAUAGUUAAUUGUUAACAGAGUUAUUUAUCUGCUUAAAUCGUCGAGUGUGCGGACAGAGUUGGUUUUCGUAACCGAGCUUUCAGACUUGUCGAUUGUGUGCUUUUAUUGUUUGUUUUUUUCUGAUUUGUGAUUGCUAUUAUGCGGUAAUACGGUAGCAAUUCUCAAACUUGGAUAAGAAAGAAUAGAAGACGUCUCAAAAGCAAUCUGUUAAAUCUGCGAAAAACAAUAAUUGAAACUUUAUUAAUACAUGACGCAAUGUUGCGCAUUUACAGAUACAUCUAUUGCAUGUGACUUCCUUUUUAUGGCUGAAUUGACGACACCAUUGUGAUAGUGGAAAAUCAAUAAAUUUGAAACAUAACAAAUUAAGUUAGUUAUGAAGCAAAGUGCAAUAUAAUUGAGAACUCUUGUGUGAUAAAUAAAACUUUAAUCCGGCGCACUUUCACAAUAGAGCAUUCUCUAUUAAAUCGAUGGAUGGUCGUCAUAUCACGUGACUCUCAAACGACGUUUAUAAGCACAACCAGCGUAUAAUAUAACCUGAAUGAAACUAUGGAUUGAUAAUAUCGACGAGACAAAGCGUGUAGUUUAUCUUAUAAUGAAUUAUAAAAAGGAUGUUUAGACGCAUUGAAUAAACUGUUAUUUGAAAUAUGAUUUUCUGGUGAUAAAACGUAGCGAACUUUAUACCAAAAUUCGUAUUGCAUUUACCGGUGUUUGGUGGAGAAAUAACGCAUAAUUAUUAAUAUUCAAAUAAUUGCCUUGAAAUUCUAGCAUUUAAACGUCUUAAAAAGAAAAACAAUUGGAAGUGUUACAACUGAAAAACUAUUUUAAAACACCGAAAGGGACAAAUACCGAACGACUAAAAUUGUGAUUAAAAGCAAAAGUUUUGUGUUAUAAAAUAAAAAAAGCUUGUGCUUAAUAAUACACUAAUAAAACAGCGAUACAUAAAGCGUCGGCGCGUGGUGCCAUUUGAAAUAACCGGAAUUUCUAAGGAGGAAUCUGUUGUCCGCAAGAAUGAGGCGGAAGUCGGGCUCGGUGGCGAACACUGCAGUCGUGAAACUUGGAAUGGCGUUCUUUGUUACUGAUGACUGUCCUUAUCAAGAAACGGUGGAGACAUACAACCGCUGUGUCGACAUGGAUGAAGAGAAAACUCGGAAAAAUAGAAAGGAAAAGAAGGACGGUAAAUUCUUCAAGUUCGUCAAGAAACAUUUCCUUCAACGGAAGGGAUCCUCUAACGACGUCAAGGAAAUCCACCUAGUACCGGAAGGGGAAGAGCUCAAGUGGGCAUCGAGGAGCGCCGGAAGUGCUCAGUCGCGCUCGAGUAGCGACACCACCGGAAGUGAAGGCGAUAAAAUGAAAGUAGUGCACGAUAUGGCGGAGGAAUACAUUCAAGAAGACGUAUGACGAUCACAGGGGACUAUUGGAUUUUGGCAUUUAUUUUUUUUGUGACGAAUAUCGUAAUAAAAAGACAAAACUCGCGAUGUUCCACGAGAUCUCACCGACACUUAACCAUCUUACGUCACAUCCGGUGUGGAAGAGGGUGAGAAUCAGUUUCGCCAUGAAAUGAUGCGACAGAAAGCAAAACGGCUGAAAAUGAUUAAAAAAUGAACCCUCCCCUGUGGAAGAUGACGAAAGUGUAAUGUAAAUAUGGUACUUAUUUAUGCACAAAAUAUGCAAAACGUGUUCAUAACUGACUAUACUACUGUACUUUGUAUCGUAUUGCCAUAGAACUGAUUCUUGUAUAUGUUGUUCUUUGGGAAAAUUACUAGUAUUUCCUGACUUUGGAGUAUCAAAGAAAAGUUGAUUGAAACCAUCGUAAAUCAUAUAAUUUACAAUAUUGACAUUUAUUUUAAUUUAGUUAUUAUUGCUAUUUUGUUAAAACAUAAACGAGAUGAGAGAAAGUAAAAUGAAACACCAUAAUAAACGGAAUCUUCAAACAAUUGGCUAGAGUAAUAGUAUAUGUAUUAGGUAUGUUAAUUUAAAUGUGGUGUUAAUACUCACGAAAAUAUUGUUACAAUCGACUAAAAGUAAAACUGUACGGCAAUUAACUUUUUUGGAUAGAUCAAAUCAUCGCACAUUGAAUAAUUGGGUUUCAAUUAUUAUUUAUAAAUUUGUGAAUGAUAAUACUUUGUAUAUCAAAAAUGUAACAAUUUCCUUACGAUCGCUUUCGUGAGUAUAGAAUAUUUCUGCUUCAUAUAUUCUUAAAUAAUUAUGUAUGUGAGUUUAUACCAGCGAAUUAAGAACUACAUGUACCUAACAACCAUGGUGUUUUGUUAAUUAUCCUUAUACUAGUAAUUUAAUGUAGUGUCUUAUAUUUUAAAAUAACUUAAGAAAAAUAUACUUUGUGCCCAUUUUUAAGAGUGUGGUUAAACCCAUUCAUUUAAAUGAUAAAAAAGUUACAUUUAAACAUUUAUUUAUUAUGAACGCACAUCUAGUCGUCGUUAAAAAUUAAUAACAUUUACCAAUCCGUCCAGUUCGUCUCGUUGUUUGAUUAUUGAAUCAUAUGUGUUUAACAUUACUUCCAUUCGAAAAACGUUGUUGCGGCAUGCUUUAAUAGAACAAAAGUAGAACUAAAAAUAGAGCGUAACCCCUCAAUUUCAAAGACAAUUUAACAAGAUUAUACCCCUCGACAUGUGGUUAAGAGUAAAUAUUGACAAUCCUUUGUGGUAAACGUGUGGGUUAGAACUGAAUGUAAAAUAAUACAAAUAAAGGUAUUUGAAGUGUCAAAUGAGUUCUUACCCAUGGUGGUUUGUAUGCUAAGCAAAAAGGUAAAAAUAGUGACAUGUAAUGUUUGUUUUUAUAUAUUACGCUCUUGUGAUAUCAAAGUUUGUUUAAUAUAUAAAACAAUUCUUUUUGUAAUAGAUGUAGUUGUAAAAAACAUUAUUAUCUUUUGGGUUUCAAGUUCCGAAUACAGUAUUAUUAUUAUCAUUAUUAUUAUUAUUAUGGGUUAAGUUUUCAGAUUGUUAUGGCUUCACUUCCAAAAACAUGCUUAUUGCUAUUGUAAAAUAAAUUAUAUCGCUUAGGACAAAUUGUCAUUUAAAUGUUUUAUCAUAGAUAAACAGUAUUAAAUAUACGUGCAUAAUGCAUUUGAUGAAAACCUUAACAAAGCAGAAUUUCUCUAUUUUCACAUGGUGUACACAAUACAUUAUUCUACACAUGAAACAUAUUUUAUCACUAUUGUAUCAUGUUAAUAUAAACAAUUAUAAGAUUAUAAAUUGUUAUUGUGUUGAUGUGUUGAUUACUACUAAUAUAAUGUACCAGUUAAGUCAUUUAAUUUUAUAUUUUAUGAAAUAUGUUUUAUUUUGCAAUGAAACAAUACAAAUUAAACGUUAAAAAUGUA